AGGCAGCAGAGCCCUGGGCAGGCAGUGGGGGAAAGUGCCACCAAGCUGGGCUGGGAUAUUUAAAGUCCUCUCCAAAACUAUUCCAUGAUUACUUUUCUUACAGAUUCCCAUGCCAAGAACCUGCAAAUGUCCAACAGCAGCUCCAUCAGCCACUUCCUCCUGCUGGCACUGGCAGACACGCGGCAGCUGCAGCUCCUGCACUUCUGCCUCUUCCUGGGCAUCUCCCUGGCUGCCCUCCUGGGCAACGGCCUCAUCAUCAGCGCCGUAGCCUGCGGCCACCACCUGCACACCCCCAUGUUCUUCUUCCUGCUCAACCUGGCCCUCACUGACCUGGGCUGCAUCUGCACCACUGUCCCCAAAGCCAUGCACAAUUCCCUCUGGGACACCAGGAACAUCUCCUACACUGGAUGUGCUGCACAGAUCUUCAGGGCUGUGCUGAGGAUCCCCUCUGAGCAGGGACGGCACAAAGCCUUUUCCACCUGCCUCCCUCACCUGGCCGUGGUCUCCCUGUUCCUCAGCACUGGUAUAUUUGCUUACCUGAAGCACCCCUCCAUUUCCUCCCCAUCCCUGGAUCUGUCAGUGUCAGUUCUGUACUCAGUGGUGCCUCCAGUCCUGAAUCCCCUCAUCUACAGCCUGAGGAACCAGGAGCUCAAGGUUGCCCUGAGGAGACUGAUGACUGGCGGAUUUCAGAAACAUUAA
Catharus ustulatus (Swainson's thrush) is the source of this 699-nucleotide messenger RNA. RefSeq names its product olfactory receptor 14A16-like. Gene Ontology annotation, molecular function: olfactory receptor activity; G protein-coupled receptor activity. The record is from RefSeq and is a predicted model, not a curated record. The coding region runs from base 85 to 699 and encodes 204 amino acids. Gene Ontology annotation, biological process: G protein-coupled receptor signaling pathway. Lineage: Eukaryota; Metazoa; Chordata; Aves; Passeriformes; Turdidae. Gene Ontology annotation, cellular component: membrane. The transcript has 2 exons.